GUUUUUUUUUUCUCUGUUUUUAUGCAAAGUGAAUAUGUCAAAGACCGUGGUGAUGUGCAGUUAGUGUUAAGUUAAAAGCAAUUACAAUUGCGAAUUACAAGUGCGAGUAUCGAUGAAUCGUUAUGAAUUAUUAAUAAUCAGAUGGUUAUAGUUGGAAUCACGACAUGGCAUCUCGCAGAUGGUUUCAUCCCAAUAUAUCGGGUUUAGAAGCAGAGCAUUUAUUAAUGGAACGAGGUUAUGAUAGUUCAUUUUUGGCACGUCCAAGUUCAUCUAAUCCUGGUGAUUUUACGUUAUCCGUUAGACGAAAUGGAGAAGUAACUCAUAUUAAAAUACAGAAUACAGGAGACUUUUAUGAUCUCUAUGGUGGUGAAAAAUUUGCAACUCUCUCAGAACUUGUACAGUUUUAUAUGGAAAACGGAGGACAGUUACGUGAAAAAAAUGGAGAAAUUAUUGAACUAAAAUAUCCUUUAAACUGUGCAGAUCCAACAACCGAAAGGUGGUUCCAUGGCCAUUUAUCAGCUAAAGAAGCAGAACGUUUAAUGCUGGAGCGAGGUAAAAAUGGAUCAUUUCUGGUCCGUGAAUCCCAAAGUAAACCUGGUGACUUUGUAUUAUCCGUGCGUACAGACGAUCGUGUUACACAUGUUAUAAUACGAUCUCAGGAUAAUAAAUAUGAUGUUGGUGGAGGUGAUAAAUUUGAUAGUCUGAGUGAUCUGAUAGAACAUUACAAACGUAAUCCAAUGGUCGAAACAAGUGGAAGUGUUGUCCAUUUAAGGCAACCUUUCAACGCUACUCGUAUAAAUGCCAGUGGUAUUAAAAGCAGAGUGAGGCAAUUACAUAAAGAAAAUGGUUGUUCAAAUGGAUGGUUGUGUUGGAAUGGAGCUACAGGUAGUAACGAAGGUGGAGCCGGCCGUGGUAAAGGAAAGGCUGGGUUCUGGGAAGAAUUUGAAUCUCUACAGCAAUUGGAAUGUCGACACUUAUUUUCAAGAAAAGAGGGUCUACGUCCUGAAAACCGUGCAAAGAAUCGAUAUAAAAAUAUCUUACCAUUCGAUCACACAAGAGUGCGCUUGAAAGACGUUGAUCCAAAUAUUCCUGGAGCUGACUAUAUCAAUGCUAAUUACAUUAGGAACGAGGAGGGAGAUGGGCAAACUAGUGGAGACAGUGGAUCGUUUACUAAAUGUUACAUAGCAACGCAAGGUUGCCUCCCAAAUACAAUACCAGAUUUCUGGUAUAUGGUAUACCAAGAAAAUACAAGAGUAAUAGUUAUGACCACCAAAGAAAUGGAGAGGGGAAAGAAUAAAUGCGCUCGUUAUUGGCCAGAAGAGGGUGAAGUUGCAGAAUAUGGUGGCGAAUGGAAAGUUCGUGCUUUGUCCCGUACUUCAACGGCAGAUUACACAUUACGGGAAUUUUUGUUACAUGGAAACAAGCCAUGUUUCACAGAAUCCAGAAGGAUUUAUCACUAUCACUUUCAAGCAUGGCCCGACCACGGUGUUCCAUCAGAUCCUGGAUGUGUAUUAAAUUUUCUUCACGAUGUUAACGCAAGACAAGAAUCAAUUGCUGGUUCUCUUGCUUCGGGUGGUCAAAAUGUAUCUAGUAUAGGACCAAUUCUUGUACAUUGUAGUGCUGGAAUUGGUAGGACUGGAACAUUUAUUGUUAUUGAUAUGAUUCUUGACCAAAUCAAGCGGCAUGGGCUAGAUUGUGAAAUUGAUAUUCAAAGGACAAUUCAAAGAGUCCGUUCUCAGAGAUCGGGAAUGGUUCAAACUGAAGCACAAUAUAAGUUUGUUUAUCUUGCUGUGUUACACUAUAUUGAAACUGUAUCACAACGAAUGCAAGCAGAACAGAUAUCUCUUCAUCUAGGAAGAGAAUAUACUAAUAUACGCUACAAAAGUGAAACAAAUGCUACUACAAAUAUGGGCGAUAUACCGGUUCCUACAUGUACUGCAACAACUCUUCCAACGUCAGCACACUUUACAUUACCCACUCCUAUUAAUAGUUUGAGGCCAAAGUAACUAUCGUUAACAUCAUUAAUGAUCGAGAUUUUUCAAAAGCAAUGAAGAGGCUUCGUUACUCUUAUCACAUGUGGUUUUCGACUUUGAUAUUAUUUCUAUAAUGUGCUUUAUUUGUAAAAAUUUAAUUUUCAUUUUACUGAAUUGUUUUUAAUAUUUUUCAAGAUAUGUAUAAUUGUAAUGUAUUUAUACACAAUGCAUGGUCUUAAUGUCUAAACUGUGAAUAUACUUACUGAGCUGCAUUAUUCAUACAAACGUAAAAGAUUAUAUAAUUCCAAUAUUUCACGAUAUAAUAUUUAAAAGUAAUCAGGCACAUUCUACAAAUUGUAUUAUAGAAAAAUGAAAAAUAUUUUUAUUGCAAUUUAAUCGCAGUGCUAAAUAAUAUAAAACAUUCUCGAAUGCAAAAAUCUUAGUAAUAAUUAUGACAAAUAUAAGAGAGAUAUAUAAUUGCUUUCAUAUCAUUAUUUCGCUAUCUAUUAGAACUGUAUGAGAUCUCGAAACGCAUAACAGGACAAUUCUAAAUAUUCGAAACAAGAUAAUUGUAAAUAUUCAAGAUAGGACAAACCUAAUUGUCUGGUAGGAUCUGAUUUCUUUCGAGAAUUCCCAAUGUAAGCUUCCAAACUUCUCGGUUUUUGAGAUGCUUGGAAGAAACGAAGUCUUGAUUUGUAUUUGGGUUUCGUUUCGUCUCGAAUAUUAAGGAUAAUAUUUUUUUGUCUUGCUUUCUAGUGGGAUCCCAAACAGAUCUAUUAUCUAUGCUCCAUCGAAUAUUAAUUAGAUAACAGAUUUAUCUCAAUAGUUAUCAUUUUUCAUGCUUACUUCUAAGGAAUAUUGGGAAAGCUUCUUUACUACAUAAAGAUUUUCCUGGAUAUACAACGAAUUUCCAGAAUUAUUCUAGGUUUCAGGUGUAAUAUUAUAUAUUGUGCCUCAAAAUAUAUUGAUAUUUGCUUUUAUUGUGAUUAACUGUACAAAUUUGUUUAGUAAUAUUUAGGACUGACUUUUAUAUAGAAUUUUUCUUUUAAUAUUUUUUUUUCUUCAAGGAUGUGAAACAUUUGUUAUUUUUAAAUUUUAAUAUGUUAAAGGCAGAAUGUACAAGGGUGAGAUACAUACAAUUUUACACAUUAUUAAGUCUACAUGGACGAUUUUUGUAUCGCAAUUAAUGUUUGUUACUUUUUAGUAAUUGUAAUUAAUUAAAGCAUUAAUAUUAAUAUCGGAGUUCGUUCAAUCGGUUGUAAAAAAUAUGUUAUAUUGAACAAUGAAAUUAAGAAGGUCAGAACCAACAGACAUGAAAAUUAAAGUUUAAGUCUAUAUGUACAAACGUUUACAGUUUCUUAAUAUUUUUCAUUUAUUUUUGUACAAAUUGGAAAUAAUUUUUUACCACUAUUUGGUUGUAAAAUCAAUUGUCACAAACUGCGCAACAUUUACAUUAGUAAAAUAUAUCUGAAAAAUACUAAUAACCGAAUGUUUGAAAUAAUGUGUAAGAUUGGGGUACAGUUCAUGUUUCAUUUGUUUAUAUGAACAUAAAAUAAAAAAUCAGAUGUAAGUGAUACUGUAGCGAAUGUGAAAAUUAUAUACAUGAAUAUCAUUAUCGUUUAAUUUAUAUGUACGCGAUUGGUGAUUAUAACAAAACUUUGAUCAUAAAAUAUACAUCUGAGUGGGUUCUGCCUUGCAAAUUGAAUCAUAAAUUUAACAUUUUUAAAGAUAUUUUAUUACAUUAUUAUGAAACCAAAUAUU
Colletes gigas is the source of this 3734-nucleotide messenger RNA. RefSeq names its product tyrosine-protein phosphatase corkscrew-like. Lineage: Eukaryota; Metazoa; Arthropoda; Insecta; Hymenoptera; Colletidae. The transcript is spliced from 12 exons. The coding region runs from base 165 to 2006 and encodes 613 amino acids. The record is from RefSeq and is a predicted model, not a curated record. Gene Ontology annotation, biological process: protein dephosphorylation. Gene Ontology annotation, molecular function: protein tyrosine phosphatase activity.